This is a messenger RNA of Prorocentrum cordatum, 293 nucleotides long. NCBI's taxonomy places the organism in Eukaryota, Dinophyceae, Prorocentrales, Prorocentraceae. The record is from the annotation of a GenBank genome assembly.
GCGCUCGGCUGCCGGGACCUGAAGUCGCCCGAGGCGCUGCUCGGUGCCAGCCUUGCUGCGGAGGUGGUGAAGCUCGACGUCGGCGAGGUGGCAGGCCUGGCCCUCGUGACCGAAGGUGCCGAGUCGGUGACAGACGCCAUGAUUGCUCAGCGCCUAGGGGAGCACUCGCCUGGCCGACCCCGGGCCGCGGCCCUGCAGAUCGCCCUGGAUGCCAAGCGGGCCGAGGCCCCGACUGGCGGCAGCGCCGCCGCAUCCGCCUCCCCGUCGGGCGCGGCCGCCGGCAGAGUGCCGAG